UUUCAAACGCUUAUCAAAACAAACAGAUUUCGAAACGAAAAUUAAAAUUUAUUUAAGAAUUAACAUAAAAAAAUUUGCAAAAAAAUUAAAAGCAAAAUAUCAACAAAACAUGAAUUUAUGUGAAGUGUUUCAAGAAAUAAAAUUUGAAAAUUGUAGCAGAAAUUGUGUCAACCUAUAAAAAAUUAUUCAUAAAAAGCAUAAAAUAAACUUUUUACUAUUCGAAAACUACAACAUAGGAAAAUGUCUUCCUCUGAGCAUGAAGUAGACAUUAGCGUUGUUAGCAGUCCUGAGCCGAGUCCGACGGGUUGCGGUCCAGAUGGUCGUGAUAGUCCUAUGCAUUCAAAUUCACCAGCACGUUCAGUUGGUGCCAGUACACCCAAUUCAAAUCAUACCCCCACUUCGGCUCACGGUACACCAAACUCAAGUCGCACUUAUCACAGUAGUCCACCUAUUACAGCAGUACCGCCUACAGUUUUGCAUCACCAUUUGCAACAUCAUUUAAGCACUUUAAGUGGCGGUCAUCCUGUCGCUUUACAUCACGCUUUGCACAGUUUCGGUCACUUAGCGCAUCCGGCUCAUCAGCAUCUAUUACAUCCGGCUGCAGUAACACCAACAGCUGGACAGUUUAUUGGUACCGAACGUCUAAGUCCUCCUCCCAUGGCCGCUGUAGCCCCCAAAUCACCGGGAUCUUCCUCUAAUACCGAGGAAUCUCAAACACAGCAUCUUUCAAAUUCGAAUAAUAAUAACUCUAAAGUGGCCAAUAACAACCAUAACCAUAAUAAUAACAAUACUAAUUGCGGCGAUUUGAAUAACUCUUCCGGUCAAAAUAAUUUACUGUUAGGCGGCAACAACGGCAACAAUAAUAACAAUAGCAAUAAUAAUAAUAAUAAAGUGACAACCGGUCAUGGGUUUACCAGCUUUUCGAUAUCAAGCAUACUUAGUCGUAAUGAACCUGCCAAAAAAAACGGUCCAAAUCUAAUAACACCCAUACCGCAUUUACCGCCGGCCACCGUAGGGGGUGGUGGUCCUCAGGAUGCCGCCAUGCUAUCGAGAUUGGGUUUCAUAUCACAAUGGGGAGCUUUGGCCGGUCGUUACGCUGCUUUAUGUCCGCCUGGCUGGCCUUGGGCAUCGCAACGUAUGCCUUUUCAUAGUCCUACGCACGACAGCUCCUCUACAAAUACUACAGAAAAUCCCUCUUCACCUACUUCGCUUAGCCCUAGCCAUAACGGUCUUAUUAACGGUAACAGUAAUAGCGGUAGCAGCAACAAUAAUAAUAACAACACCAGCAAUAAUAAUAACUCCCAUAGCAACAAUUCUGGCACAAAAUCACCAUCUCCUCACCCCACUGGCUAUCAUAUUAAUGUGGGAUCUUCGGCAAUACAUUCGCAUCAUUCUCAUCAAUUAUCCCAUCACGGCCAUCAAAGCAUCACGCCGAACAGCAGCAACAGUAAUAGUAUGAGUCAUCAUUCAACGUCUCAUUCUUCAGCUAAUUAUAUGCUGCCUACAAGUUCAAAUGAAUCGGAUGACGAGGGCGAAGAAAUCAUCGAAGAAGAUGAUGGAACUGAUGGACCUUCGGACAGUUCGUCGCCGCAAGGUGAUACCAAUCAAACGAAACGUAAAAAGAAAACUCGUACAGUAUUUUCACGGGCUCAAGUCUUUCAAUUGGAAUCAACGUUCGAUUUGAAACGUUAUCUAAGUUCGUCGGAACGAGCCGGUCUAGCAGCUUCUUUGCGCUUAACCGAGACUCAAGUAAAAAUUUGGUUUCAGAAUCGCCGCAAUAAAUGGAAGCGACAAUUAGCUGCCGAAUUGGAGGCUGCCAAUAUGGCGAAUAUGGCUCAUGCGGCCCAACGUUUAGUAAGAGUACCGGUUUUAUAUCAUGACGGUGGUGCUACAAGUUUUGUUCCGCCACCACCACCCCAUCCACAUGCCAUGCAAUAUUAUGCAGCCGCCGCUGCACGCAAUACAAGUCCGCCGCGGCCGCCCCUGUCAUCGUUAGUAUAGGGUGUGGGGUGUUUGACAGCAGCUGCUGUAGCGGCCGCCGCUGUUGGAGCUCCCGUAAAUUGUGGACGACCGUCAACGCCAUCCUCACCCAAUCAUCUAAGGCGAUCCGAUCAGCCACUCUUAUCCACGUCAAUAUAUCAAUCGCCCUCUCUUAUAGCAAGCAAUGCAAUUGAACAAGAAAUGGAUGAUUCCGAAGCAGAGGAUACUGCUAUCGACGUAGAAGCGGAAGAUGAACAUGAAUUGGAAACGGAAAUGACUGAAAAGUUUUU
Glossina fuscipes is the source of this 2270-nucleotide messenger RNA. RefSeq names its product homeobox protein Hmx (gene Hmx). Lineage: Eukaryota; Metazoa; Arthropoda; Insecta; Diptera; Glossinidae. Gene Ontology annotation, cellular component: nucleus. Gene Ontology annotation, molecular function: RNA polymerase II transcription regulatory region sequence-specific DNA binding; DNA-binding transcription factor activity, RNA polymerase II-specific. The transcript is spliced from 3 exons. The record is from RefSeq and is a predicted model, not a curated record. Bases 241 to 2001 code for a protein of 586 amino acids. Gene Ontology annotation, biological process: regulation of transcription by RNA polymerase II.